This is a messenger RNA of Sitophilus oryzae (rice weevil), 5183 nucleotides long. Its product is annotated as protein Tob1-like. Gene Ontology annotation, cellular component: nucleus; cytoplasm. The record is from RefSeq and is a predicted model, not a curated record. Bases 513 to 1697 code for a protein of 394 amino acids. Gene Ontology annotation, biological process: regulation of gene expression. Gene Ontology annotation, molecular function: transcription corepressor activity. The transcript is spliced from 6 exons. NCBI's taxonomy places the organism in Eukaryota, Metazoa, Arthropoda, Insecta, Coleoptera, Curculionidae.
CACGCCAGUAAAAAUAACCACGUAACUCGUCCCAAGGUUCGCGGCGUUUAAAAUAUCGCGUCCCGAUCGGGCAUCAAGCUCAGUUCAGUAGCGAUACGGAAUCUGUUCGGAACAGUGCGCGACGAAACAAACGUCGUAGACGUAUUUCGAGGCUUGAGACUUGAAAGUUUUUUUAGUGUGAGUCUUCUGUGUUAAUUUUGUCUGUGAUUUCGACUGAUUUACUCGUACCAAAUGAUAUAAUAAUUCCUUUAAAGUAUUAAGUGAUUUUUUGUACGACUUUUUAAAAAGAAAACAGAUUACGUAUUUUGAACUGAAGAAGAAACAAGAAGAAGCAAGAAGAUAGAAACCAAAACAGACGCAAGCAUCAAUCAAGCAGCGAAGCCACUCGAAGUCAAGGCGUCGUCGUAGGAAUCAAUCAAUGUUCUGUUAAACCGUGUCUUUCAAGUUUAGUCCAGCGAAUACACAUAUAAUAUUUAUACAUACAUAGAAUAACAUAGAGAACACGUCUCAUCAUGCAUAUUGAAGUACAAGUAGCGCUGAAUUUCGUGAUAUCGUACCUAUACAACAAACUUCCCAGACGGAGAGUCAACAUAUUCGGCGAGGAGUUGGAAAAAGCUUUAAAAGACAAAUUCCAGGGUCACUGGUAUCCCGACAAACCCUUCAAAGGCUCAGCGUUCCGAUGCCUGAAAACGGGCGAUCCCAUCGACAAGGUCCUGGAAAGGGCCGCCAGGGAGAGCGGAGUGCCCAUCCAGGACAUCCUGGAGAAUCUCCCGCAGGAACUGGCCGUGUGGGUGGACCCUGGCGAAGUUAGCUACAGAAUCGGAGAGAAGGGAGCUGUGAAAAUACUGUUCAGUGAUAAGGCGGACCCUCAGGAGGACCAUUCGGCUGAUAGAGAGGUGACCAAAACCUUCAACCCGGAAGCUCAGUGCUUCAGGCCGAUUGACUCUGUCAGCUGCAGUCUGAACAACCUCAGCUUGUCGCCCAGCAAGUCACUGACGCCCUUUGCCAACGUAGCUCCUGGAAAUCCAGUAGAACCCCAGAUCCAGGGCCAGGCAGUGACUCAGAAUGGUGCUCAGCCUUUGCCCAACAAUCAUCUGAACUCAAACUCAACAGCUCCGUCCCCGACAUCCAUGGGCAACUCGUUCAAAGGCUCGCCAUCGCCGGUACCCACUUUCAUACCCAGAACCACCACGCCACUGACCUUCACCACCGCUACAUUUGCUCAGACGAAAUUCGGCAGUACCAAACUCAAAACCAGCAGCAAAAGAGCCAACAGAAUGUCACCGACGGAAUUCUCCAACUACAUCAAACAGCGCGCCAUGCAACAACAAAUGCACCAGCAACCCCCGCACCACUCCCCAGGCAGCCGAGCUCUGUCCCCCGACCCCUCCGCCUAUUACUUCCCACCGCACGGCCACUAUCCCCCUCCCUUUCCCCCAAGGUCGGUGUUCGAGUCUUCCAACCAGUUCCUGAGCCCUGGGGACCUCUAUCCCCCCACCAAGAGCAACCCGUUGAGUUUCCCCUUCGAUAACUCCCCCUUCGGACCGUUCUACCCCAACAACAACACUACCGGCGGUAUGAACGUACCCCCCAGCGGCGGAAUGGGGUCCAACGGUGCGCAGAACAAGGACUUGCUGGAGAACAACUGGGGUUAUGGAAAUGCAGGACAGUACCAACACUUGCUGGUGGCUAAUUGAGGUGGGAGCUAGGUAGAUGGAGGCGUCUUGCGAUUCUAUUGUGUCUUUCUGCGAGGAUGGGAGGUUUUUAGUGGUACUAUGAAGGUUAUGUCUAUGAAGAUAACGUCUAAAUCUAGUUAUAAGCUAGAAAUCACAAUAUGUUUUGAAGACUUGGAAUAUUAUAAAAAAAACUAUAACAACUUCCUUUUUUAUCGGUCCCUAUAGAAAACUGGGAAGAUUAUUAUACAGGGACAGACCGUACCCAGUUUCCUUUUUGUAGUAACAUUUUAAACCCCCCAAAAAACUAUUUUAAAAGAUUACCUGAUUAAAUAAUAAAAAUUCCUAAACAUAUGACGUUAUCUUUGUAGAAAUUGAUUCAAAUUUGACAGCUCUGUAUUGGGUUUGCUUCUGUAACUUAUACAGUACUGCUCAAAAAAAAACCUGAAAGGAAUGAAACCAAAACCUAAUUCAAAACUGUUAAAUUUUUCAACUCCAUAUUUGUAAAAAUACUAUUUUGUAUGUUUGUACGCUCACUUAAAAUUUUCAUCUAUCUUAAAGUUUUAUAUUUUGUGUUCUACUGAACCGAUUUUGGUGAUUUUUUAAGCAAUUUGUAGCUAAAUUAACUGACUCUUUCUAAAUUAAAAAUGAUGUUGUUGCCAUCUGUCAAUUAUACGAUGGAAAACAAAAUGUUGAUAUUUUGGUGAAAGUUUCAAACACCCUGUUUAAAAUACCUUGCUUUGUUAACAUAUUCUAGAGGGUGUUUCAAACUUUCACCGAAAUAUGAACCUUUUGUUUUUCCUGGUAUAAUUGACAGAUGGAAACUCUUAAUUUUAAUUUAGAACGAGACACUAAAAAGUUAAAUAAUUUAUCUACAAAUUGUUUAAAAAAUCAUCACACAAAAUCGGCCCACUAGAACAAAAUAUGUUAAACUUUAAAAUACAUUCAGCAGGUCUGUCUAGAAAAAAAAACGAUGUCGUAGUAAGCGUAGUAUGGUUAUCUAUACAUCACAGAAAUCAAGAAACAUACAAAAUAGUGUUGGUUUUUUUAUUUGUAACAAAUCGAAUGUACAAAAAAAAAUAGGAAAAAAAGAAAACCAUAUAUAGUUCUUGUGGAUUUUUAUAUUUGUCUUAGUUGAAUAGUUCCUACUUUUUAUAUUUGCUUAAAUUUGAUAUUUUUAUUUGUUAUUUUUUUACGUAAAUUAAUCGAGAGUAACGCAUAGUAAUUGAGUAAAUUUGUAAAUAUAUAUAGUAUAAUAAGUUUCUUUAUAACGGGAAAAAAUAUGUCGAUGCAGUAACCAGUAAAAAAAGUUCCACUUCUCUUGGAACCAGUGAUCUCUCUAAUAUUAAAAUAAUUUGUACAUAAUGUAACUUAUAAUUAUUUAUACAUAACAUAUACAUAUUUUUGUAGGAAAAAAAUUCUAGUAUUUCUCACCAAGGUAAAAAUGAAAAAAUAUACCGGAAAAAGUGAAAACGAUGGGAGAAAAACAAAUAUAUUUUUCUUAAUGGGGAAAUUUUUGUCGAGUCCUAACCUCGUCUAGAUAGAUAGUCUAGAUGGAAGUUUCAUUAAAUAAUACGGGACGCACACUGGCAGGAUUGUUGUAUGUUUGAUACGUCCAUCUUACUUGAUUUUGUCAAUUUUUUACUCAAAAUUAAUCAUUAUUAUAAGGAAUUUUUUGAUCUAAUAAAAACUAUAUAUACAGGGUGAGUCUUAAAUAAGGGCGCAUGUUUUUAGAACUGGUUAAUCUCGAUAAAAUAAACAUAUUUCUUCUUUGCCAUUUUUCAAAUAGGUAAGUCUAAAAAAAGAGUUAUUUUACUGUUACUAGUUUUUGCUUAAAUUUUGAGAAUCACUAAUUUUUUUUGGUUAUCUUUUCUCUAAAUAUAAUCUACUACCUAUGUUGAGAGAUCAUCAAGAUAUUAUGUUUUUUAACUGACAAAAAAACUACAUUUUUUUCGAAAAACAAAAAAUAUUCAAUAUUUCUUUGGCGAAAAAAACUUCACAACAUGUUCUUGGGAUCGAAAUAUACCAUCCUUAAGAAUAUGUGCACUUAAUUAAGACUCACCCUGUAUAUAGCGUCGAAAUUCUUCAAACAUAACAAAAUAUUUGAAAACAUUUUUAAGAUAACAAUAUUAAAAAUACAUAUUUCCAACAAAAAAAGAUUUUGUUUAACUACACCAAAGAAUAAAACGUUUCAUCCACUGAAUAAAAGACUCAGUAAUAAGUAUAAUAUCAAGUUUUGACACAAUAUUUUCCAGAUUUAUAUACCUUGCAGAAAAUUAAUUAUAAAUCAACAUUAACUACGACUGUAAUUAUGAAUGUAUUGAACUUGGAAUAUGUUACUGAAUCAGUAACAUAUAAGUUUGUCGGUGUGUGGCCCCCCUUAUAAGUUCGAACUCUUUAAAAUGGUUUUUUUUGCGAGGAAAAAAAUCGUAGUAGGUUAUUUUUUAUACGAGAACAUCACCAAAAACUUUUAUAUUAUAGGAAGGAGAAAGACAGUAGUAGAAUCAUUAGAAUCGCUUCUGAAAUUGAUCAGAAAUAGAUCAUGACUAUUUCGCCCAAGUAACGGACAUGAAAAUGAUAGAAAUCAUCCAAAAAAGCUUGAUAUAUUAUAAUUAAAAUAUACUUUUAGAUUUUUAUAAAGAAGAAAGUAGGAAUUUAGAAAGUUUAUAUAUAAAUAUAUAGAUGUUUCUUACUUUAUAUAUGGUGUUUACAGUAUUCGAUACAUAGUGUAGCCUAUAAAUAGUGCGUUUCCAGUGAAGAUUUUUUAUAUAUCGUAUGUAUUUUUUUUAUUUUUGUAUAUGAGAACGAGAUAUAUAUGAUUAAAAUGAUAGAAAAAGCUCAAGCUAUCAUCUAGUCCCCCAAAAUGUUAUAAUCCUUUUUUUUAAAUCGAUUAAUGUGUAGGGCAUAUCAAUAUAAAAUACUAUAUAAAUAUAUGAUUAAACUUAGGAAAAACUUAGAUACCAGAAAUAUACUUAGUAACGAAAACAAAGAAGAUCGCAUAAUAUUAUGCUGACAGAAACCAAAAACUAUUCUUGGUUUCUGUAAAUCAGUCUUCUAGGUCUGAAUAUGAUGAAAUUUCAUAGAAAAAAAAUAGUUCAUGACGUUAUAACGUUAUACUAAAUACCUAAUAUGAUCUGUUUUAAGAUUGUGAUAUAUCUUUUUUAUUUGUGCUUUAUUUUUUUAACUUAUGAACUCUUGUAAACUCAUGAACUGUUUUUUUUCUACUCUGAGGCAAAUUUUUAGGUUUUUACAUCUUUUAGGGGUUGAAACCACUCAAAAUUAGUUAAAUAAUUUUGUCCUUUAUAUGUUUUACCCCACCUUCUCCUAUUAUUGAUUAGUUUUUUUGCCUCAAAACCCAGUAUUGCCCUAUAUGUAUAAUAUAGAGCAUGGUCUAGAUAGAUGUGCUUUUUGUUUCUUAUUAUUAUUAUUAUUAUUAAUUUUAAGAAAAGAUACGCUAUUUUUUACUGCUUUGAUUUUUUGUUACUUUUUCACCUUUAUUUUUUACUUUGU